Coregonus sp. 'balchen' is the source of this 21746-nucleotide messenger RNA. NCBI's taxonomy places the organism in Eukaryota, Metazoa, Chordata, Actinopteri, Salmoniformes, Salmonidae. The record is from the annotation of a GenBank genome assembly.
AUGACAGAGGACCUGAGUGCUCAAACUUGGUCCAUCAACAAGGACGAUUAUGUUCUCAACGAGGUGAUUGGUGAGUAUGGCGCUAGACACCUAGCUAGCAUGCUAACCUCCUAGCUAAGCUGACUUUCUUGCAAGACAGCGAGCUAGCUAGCUCGCUAACGUAUAUCUGGUCAGCUAAACCUACAGCUAACCAACCUUACUUUUGACAGCUAGUAAAUAUAUUGAAGUAACGUAACGUUAAACAUGGGCCAAACGUAUGUUUCUCAGUUGUGCGGUCCAUGGGUUGGUUACUAGCUAGCUAGGUAGCUAACAUAGCUAGUUAGCUUCCCAAUGCUAACAUGAAUACCUAGCCUAGCUAACGUUAGCUACAGUAGCUAGCGAAGUAGGUAAACCAAGACAAGUGAAUGAGUGAAGUGCUAGCUAGGGGCAGGAUGGAGGUGGGUGGUUCCCUUCGCUGAAAGAAGGCGUGAUAGGGCUUAGUGAGUCACUCAUACCUUGUGUUAGCAAGGAGUUGGUAGCUAUUAGUCUUUUCUUUCUGUGAAAAUGGACUGGUUUGUGCUUCUGUAUAAUGCUAUAUGUAUGGUAUUGAUUGUAUUUUAAGUUUGAGUCGUAAAGGAGACCACUAAGUCUUGAUACAGAUGAAAAUUGUCUUAAAGGAGACCUAAAUAAGGCCAAACGUAUCUCACAAAUCACUUGAUACAAAUGCCAAAGAUGUGUCAAAAAUCCUUGCAACAAAGGAUAUUCAUUAUAAUAUAAUAGCUAUAUAAUUAAUAUCCUUCCAGCAAAGGAUAUACACUACCGUUCAAAAGUUUGGGGUCAAUUAGACAUUUCCUUAUUUUCCAUGAAAACAUACGAGAAGUGAGUUUGAAUAGGAAAUAUAGCAAAAUGCAUAGGAAAUGUAGUCAUUGACAAGGUUAGAAAUGAUUUUUAAUAGAAAUAAUAAUUGUGUCCUUCAAACUUUGCUUUUGUCAAAUAAUCCUCCAUUUGCAGCAAUUACAGCAUUGCAAACCUUUGGCAUUCUAGUUGUCAAUUUGAGGUAAUCUGAAGAGAUUUCACCCCAUGCUUCCUGAAGCACCUCUCACAAGUUGGAUUGGCUUGAUGGGCACGUAUUACGUACCAUACGGUCAAGCUGCCCCCAAUAAGGGGAUCCGGUGACUGUGCUGGCCACUCCAUUAUAGACAGAAUACCAGCUGACUGCUUCUUCCCUAAAUAGUUAUUGCAUAGUUUGGAGCUGUGCUUUGGGUCAUUGUCCUGUUGUAGGAGGAAAUUGGCUCCAAUCAAGCGCCGUCCACAGGGUAUGGCAUGGCGUUGCAAAAUGGAGUGAUAGCCUUCCUUCUUCAAGGUCCCUUUUACCCUGUACAAAUCUCCCACUUUACCACCACCAAAGCACCCCCAGACUCACAUUGCCUCCACCAUGCUUGACAGAUGGCAUCAAGCACUCCUCUGUGUCUCACAAAUGUUCUUCUUUGUGAUCCGAACACCUCAAACUUCGAUUCGUCUGUCCAGUGUCUGUGUUCUUUUGCCCAGCUUAAUCUUUUCUUUUUAUUGGCCAGUCUGAGAUAUGGCUUUUUCUUUGCAACUCUGCCUAGAAGGUCAGCAUCCCGGCAUCGCCUCUUCACUGUUGACGUUGAGACUGGUGUUUUUUGCGGGUACUAUUUAGUGAAGCUGCCAGAUGAGGACCUGUGAGGCGUCUGUUUCUCAAACUAGACACUCUAAUGUAUUUGUCCUCUUGCUCAGUUGUGCACCGGGGCUUCCCACUCCUCUUUCUAUUCUGGUUAGAGCCAGUUUGCGCUGUUCUGUGAAGGGAGUAGUACACAGCGUUGUACGAGAUCUUCAGUUUCUUGGCAUUUUCUCGCAUGGAAUAGCCUUCAUUUCUCAGAACAAGAAUAGACUGACAAGUUUCAGAAGAAAGUUAUUUGUUUCUGGCCAUUUUGAGCCUGUAAUCGAAUGCACAAUUGCUGAUGCUCCAGAUACUCAACUAGUCUCAAUAAGGCCAGUUUUAUUGCUUAUUUAAUCAGCACAACAGUGUUCAGCUGUGCUAACAUAAUUGCAAAAGGGUUUUCUAAUGAUCAAUUAGCCUUUUUAAAAUGAUAAACUUGGAUUAGCAAACACAACAUGUCACUGGAACACAGGACUGAUGGUUGCUGGUAAUGGGCCUCUGUACGCCUAUGUAGAUAUUCCAUAAAAAAUCAGCCGUUUCCAUCUACAAUAGCCAUUUACAACAUUAACAAUGUCUACACUGUAUUUCUGAUCAAUAUGAUGUUCUUUUAAUGGACAAAAAAAUUGCUUUUCUUUCGAAAACAAGGAAAUGUGUAAGUGACACCAAACUUUUGAACGGAAGUGUAUAUUAUAGGUACUUUGUUUUAUUAGUUGUAUUAGUAGUUGUAGCCAUAUUUUUUAUUAGUUCUAGGCCUAUUAGUAGUUGUACAACGUUUUUAUGCUGUUAAUAUAAAUAUUUUUUGUUUAUUAUUUAAUUUGUAUUAUUAUUAGACAGUUGACAUAUUUUUCUUGUUACUAAGUAUUGUUUUGAUUUUUUCCAUUUGGACACCUCAAGAGAUUUCAUCCUGCUAAAUGUAAAAUAAAUAAAUAUGCAUUUAUAGUAAAUACAGGGGUAUUAUAGUGACUUGUUGUUGAGUAUUGAAACAUUACUGAAGCUAGUUAAAAGCCUGAUCGUUUUCCUAUAAAUUUGUAACUUACAUUCUUCCCCCACUGGCUUCCUAUUGGCUUUUGUUGUAGUUGUCGGGUCAUUACACAUUACUGUAAUUUGAGCCAUAUCUAAGACUAAGAGAGAAGACUAUUUUACAAUUGGAGUUGUUUGUAUCUCUUCGUUGUCAAACACUGGAGUUAAAUUCUUAGCUACUGUAAUUUAAACCCUCAUGGUUUACCUACAGUUGAAGUCGGAAGUUUACAUACACUUAGGUUGGAGUCAUUAAAACAAGUUUUUCAACCACUCCACAAAUGUCUUGUUAACAAACUAUAGUUUUGGCAAGUCGGUUAGGACAUCUACUUUGUGCAUGACACAAGUAAUUUUUCCAACAAUUGUUUACAGACAGAUUAUUUCACUUAUAAUUCACUGUAUCACAAUUCCAGUGGGUCAGAAGUUUACAUACACUAAGUUGACUGUGCCUUUAAACAGCUUGGACAAUUCCAGAAAAUGAUGUCAUGGCUUUAGAAGCUUCUGAUAGGCUAAUUGACAUCAUUUGAGUCAAUUGGAGGUGUACCUGUGGAUGUAUUUCAAGGCCUACCUUCAAACUCGGUGCCUCUUUGCUUGACAUCAUGGGAAAAUCAAAAUAAAUCAGCCAAGACCUCAGAAUAAAAAUUGUAGACCUCCACAAGUCUGGUUUGCUUGGGAGCAAUUUCCAAACGCCUGAAAGUACCACAUUCAUCUGUACAAACAAUAGUACACAAGUAUAAACACCAUGGAACCACGCAGCCGUCAUACCGCUCAGGAAGGAGACGCGUUCUGUCUCCUAGAGAUGAAUAUACUUUGAUGCAAAAAGUGCAAAUCAAUCCCAGAACAAAAGCAAAGGACCUUGUGAAGAUGCUGGAGGAAACAGGUACAAAAGUAUCUAUAUCCACAGUAAAACGAGUCCUAUAUCGACAUAACCUGAAAGGCCGCUCAGCAAGGAAGAAGCCACUGCUCCAAAACCGCCAUAAAGAAACCAGACUACGGUUUGCAACUGCACAUGGGGACAAAGAUCAUACUUUUUGGAGAAAUGUCCUCUGGUCUGAUGAAACAAAAAUAGAACUGUUUGGCCAUAAUGACCAUCGUUAUGUUUGGAGGAUAAAGGGGGCCGAAGAACACCAUCCCAACCGUGACGCACGGGGGUGGCAGCAUCAUGCUGUGGGGGUGCUUUGCUGCAGGAAUGACUGGUGCAAUUCACAAAAUAGAUGGCAUCAUGAGGAAGGAAAAUGAUGUGGAUAUAUUGAAGCAACAUCUCAAGACAUCAUUCAGGAAGUUAAAGCUUGGUCGCAAAUGGGUCUUCCAAAUGGACAAUGACCCCAAGCAAACUUCCAAAGUUGUGGAAGGUAUUGGAGUGGCCAUCACAAAGCCCUGACCUCAAUCCUAUAGAACAUUUGUGGGCAGGGCAGAACUGAAAAAGCGUGUGCGAGCAAGGAGGCCUAGAAACCUGACUCAGUUACACCAGCUCUGUCAGGAGGAAUGGGCCAAAAUUCACCCAACUUAUUGUGGGAAGCUUGUGGAAGGCUACCCGACACGUUUGACCCAAGUUAAACAAUUUAAAGGCAAUGCUACCAAAUACUAAUUGAGUGUAUGUUAACUUCUGACCCACUGGGAAUGUGAUGAAAGAAAUACAAGCUGAAAUAAAUCAUUCUCUCUACUAUUAUUCUGACAUUUCACAUUCUUAUAAUAAAGUGGUGAUCCUAACUGACCUAAGACAGGGAAUCUUACUAGGAUUAAAUGUCAGGAAUUGUGAAAAACUGAGUUUAAAUGUAUAUGGCUAAGGUGUAUGUAAACUUCCAACUUCAACUGUAUGUGUGUUACGUUCUUCCCCCUCUGUCUUCCUCUUGGUUUUGAUGAAGUUGUCUGGUUAUUACACGUUAAUUUAAAACCUGAUGAUUUCCCUAUCCAAUGAGUGUGUUGCCUUCUAAUUCUUCCAUCUUGUUCGCUUGGUUUUUGUUCAAGUUGUCUGGUAACAAAACAUUACGAUUAGUUAAACCCUUAUGUGUUCCCAAUAGUGCGUGUUAUGUUCUGCCCACCUCUUGGUGUGUCCCAGGUAAGAGUGCCACUGGUUCCCUUUGGAUGUGUGUUACAUUCUAAUACUUCCCCCUUCAUUUUCUCUUCAGGGAGUGGUGCCACAGCCGUGGUGCAGGCGGCCUACUGUGAUCCCAGGAAGGAGAGGGUGGCCAUUAAACGCAUUAACCUGGAGAAGUGUCAGACCAGUAUGGACGAGCUCCUGGUAACACACAUAUACACACACACUACAGACACGCUCCCACACAUGCACGCACGCAAACGCACACACAGACACAGAUAGGUAUGCACACACUCACAUGUUUAGAGCACAUUGUCUUUCAGGAGUUGACAGUAUAGCAAUCAAUACUAUCUAAUCAGUACUAGCUAAUAAUUUGAUAGCAAGCCCUCUUAAAGGGAUAGUGUGAGAUUUUAGCAAUGAAGCCCUUUAUCUACUUACUCAGAGUCACAUGAAUUGUCAAAAUCUCACAAUAUGGCCUCUGAUAUAGCCUAGCUUUAGAGGAGUUACUGGGGAAGAUGAGAGUGUAGCAGCCGAUCCACACAGACACACAAAUCCACCUAGACGUUAUCACUGCAUUGCUGAGACCGAUACAGUCCUCUCAGAUUCUGUCUCUUGCUCUCUUUCUCUUCCUUUUUUUGCAGAAAGAGAUCCAGGCCAUGUCCCAGUGCCACCACCCCAACAUUGUGUCCUACUACACAUCCUUUGUAGUGAAGGACGAGCUGUGGCUGGUGAUGAGGCUACUCAGUGGCGGUAAGCACUACUGUUAGAGUAAAUAUACUUAUGGCUGCCCCUGCACUGGCCUUUCAAACUGUCUGGGAUGGCAGGAUUGGGAUGACAUGUAAUUGGGAUUGAUAUCAGGUUGUUGCCAGCUCGACUGGUAAUAUAGGGUUGAUAAUAGUAAUGAAGUUGCAUUUGAAAUAUACGUUUGUUAUUGAACUACCAGACACCAUCUCCAUCCCAGCUGCCUGCUUACCAGGCUCUAUUGGCCACAGAGCAGCAGCUUUUCUCCAGCUGUGGCCUUGGCUCUCAGCCCAGUACUGUCCAUCCUCCUGGCAUGCAGUAACACUGCCAAGAGAUAGAGGAGGGAUAGGGCAUCUCAGCCCAGACUAUCCUUUCUGCCUUAGAGACUGUUAUGGACACCUCCUUUGAGCUUUAUUUCUUCUGUGGUUUACCUUUGCUUGUAAUGAAACGUGCGUGUGUGUGAUAGCUAUUUCUGUUCACAAAACCUAAAUAACAACAGACUUUUGAAGUAAAGUACUAUUGACCUAAAAGGACUUGACCAAGCAAUUCAUGAUGUUACCGUUGUUCACUCUCUUCUGACGCAUGUUCCAUCCUACAGCUAACUAAUAGUAACCUGGUCCUGUCAUUGCUCCAGUCUUCCGUCUCUCUCUCUUUUCUGUUCUGUCUCUCUCUCAAUAUCUCUUUCUUUCUCAGGCUCAGUACUGGACAUCAUUAAACACAUCAUAUCUCGUGGGGAGCAUAAGUCUGGGGUGCUGGAUGAACCGUCCAUAGCCACAAUCCUCAAAGAGGUCCUAGAAGGACUGGAGUACCUGCAUAAGAAUGGGCAGAUCCACAGGUGCAGUCACAUGUUUUUUAUUUUUAUUUAUUUUUUGAACUUGAAAUAUUUAGCAUGGACUUUACCUGUGUUUUGUUCACUGGCCAACGUCAAAUUAUAGGAAUCUUGUGGAGUUGUGACAUUCAAGAGCCAGUCAAAGACAUUGGCGCACAUCCUAUUUCAUUCUUAACUUCCUCAUUCACUCUUUCAUUCAUGUAAACUCCCUCCUUCAUUCAGUCUUUCAUUCUUUAAUUCAUUUAACAGCUUCACCCCAGGAACACAUAGUGAUCUGUCAUCCAGCUGAAGCACCACAGCGUCAUAAAGAUGAAACAGGCCACUGAAACAGGCUCUCAUCUGUCUUCCAGCUGAAGCACCACAGUGCCAUACAGCUGAAACAGGCCCUAGACACACAGGAUAAUGACUACUUUUUAGUAGUAUUCACUGAACAGUAUGUUUGGCUCAGAUUCAUGGAGUGCAGUUAUCAGGAGCAAAUAAAAAUAGUUUACGGUUUACAGCUCAAACAGGCCACAGACACACACGAUAAUGACUCCUCUUUAAUAGUGUGACCAUGUUUGUCUAGUAGUAGGCCUCUGCUAGGUUACUACCUACUACUUAGUUUAGUUUCAUUACAGGUGACUCCUGAUACUGAUUCAUCUGGUUUGUCUGGUUUCUUCUGUUCACAGGGAUCUGAAGGCUGGUAAUAUUCUUCUCGGGGACGAUGGCUCCGUGCAAAUCGCAGGUAUGGUCACGUGUCCCAAGCCGCCAACUCCCUUAUGCAUAUUUAUGCUGUCAAAGUAUUAACUGUUUUUUUUAUUCUGUUUUUUUUACCAGUAGAAAUUCUACAGACUUCCUAGCAUUUACUCCUCUGGAACAAAUCUAUUGGUUGCCUGUCUCGCUGAUCUCUCUAUCUACCAACUCUCACCUCUCUCCUCCCUUCUGUCUGUCCCAGACUUUGGUGUGAGUGCCUUCUUAGCGGCGGGAGGAGAUAUGACUAGGACUAAGGUUAGAAAGACGUUUGUUGGAACGCCAUGUUGGAUGGCCCCAGAGGUCAUGGAGCAGGUGGGUGGCAAUCCUCUUUCUCUCUCCCGCUUUCUGUUUGUAUUUAUUUCUCUCUCUGUUGCUCUCUCUCUGUCUCUUGCUCUCUCUCUCUCUCUCUCCUUAUCCUCUAUUUUUAUCUAACUUCUAGAUGAAAACUAAUACAUCUCCAAAGACCUUAGUGGAGACAUACACAAUUUCCUCUUGCUUCGGAUCUUUUGAGAAACUACAAGCACUUUACUGAUGUGUAUCUGUCGUGAUUGUUUGUCAGCAACCAUUUUCUCUAACUGUUAGAACAGAUGCUCUUAGAAGAUAUUUGAAAAUAUAUCUUACAAUUAUUAUUCCACUCUCCUCAGGUCAGAGGUUAUGACUACAAAGCAGAUAUCUGGAGUUUCGGGAUCACAGCCAUCGAGCUGGCUACAGGCGCUGCCCCAUAUCAUAAAUAUCCACCCAUGAAGGUGAUUUAUACACAUUUACUUGGAAAGGUGUGGAAGCAGUGUGAUCUUUAUCCACCUGAAAAUAUAUUGCUGAGACUAUCCUGGCUAAAUAUAUAUUUACAUUUUUACAUUGACAUUUUAGUCAUUUAGCAGACGCUCUUAUCCAGAGCGACUUACAGUUAGAGUGCAUACAUUUUUCAUACGAUAUAUGUGGUCCUCUGUAGCUCAAUUGGUAGACCAUGGCGCUUGUAACGCCAGGGUAGUGGGUUCGAUCCCCGGGACCACCCAUACGUAAAAAUGUAUGCACGCAUGACUGUAAGUCUCUUUGGAUAAAAGCGUCUGCUAAAUGGCAUAUUAUUAUUAUUAUUAUGAAUUAAAUUGCCAGCCGAUGUUGUCUUAUAUGUUGUUUGUGUAAUAACCUGGUGUUGUGUGUAAUAACCUAGUCAUGACCAGGUGUUGUGUUUGUAAUAACCUGGUAAUGACCUGGUGUGUGUAACAACCUGGUAAUGACCUGGUGUUGUGUGGGUAAUAACCUGGUGUUGUGUGAGCAAUAACCUGGUGUUUGUAUGUGUGUAGGUACUGAUGUUGACCCUGCAGAAUGACCCUCCCUGCUUGGAGACAGGGAUCCAGGACAAGGAGAUGGUGAAGAAGUAUGGCAAGUCCUUCAGGAAGAUGAUAUCUAUGUGUCUACAGAAGGAGCCUGAGAAAAGGUGACUAUCCCAAACACUCAUUUUUUUGUUGUUGUCAUUUAGCAGAUGCUCUUAUCCAGAGCGACUUACAGGAGCAAUUAGGGUUAAGUGCCUUGCUUAAGGACACAUCAACAUAUUUUUCACCUAGUCAGCUCGGGGAUUAGAACCAGCGACCUUACAGCCACAACGCUCUUAACCACUAAGCUACCUGCCCUCAUAAUAGAAUGUAUGCCAUUUAACAGAUGCUUUUAUCCAAAGUGGCUUACAGUACAGUAAUUGCAUAGAUUUUAGGAUAUGGCCCUAGUGUGAAUUGAACCAACUACCAUGACGUUGCUGGGGCCACGGUCUAACCAACUGAGCCACACCGGACCACUGACUAUGUAACUGACCUGAGAUGGGUAUAGCACAUGGCUAUUCCUGGAGAGCUUCCUCCCUUCAGGCUUUUGCUUCAACCCUAAUCUAACAAAUGUGAUUCUAGGAAUCAGAUGUGUAACAAUAAGGUUGGCUACCUAAUCCCACUGUGACACAAUUUCUCCAAGUUAGCAUUGUCCUUUGUGUGGCACACAAAGGCAGCUAUUAUUAUUAUUAUUCACCUGGGUUUCAACUUUUCUUAAUCCAAUUUGUUGUUGUUGAGUGGAUUCUCUUCCCUCAUCUGAUUUCCUGCCAUGGUGUGUUUAAGGUCCUGCAGGGUAGUAAAUCAUUGUCUCUCUGUCUUUCAGACCAACUGCUGCUGAGCUGCUAAAGCAUAAAUUCUUCACUAAAGCAAAGGUAAGACAGAGACUGUAUAUACACUGAGUGUACAAGACAUUAGGAACACCUUCCUAAUAUUGAGUUGCACCCCUUUUUGCCAUCAGAACAGCCUCAAUUUGUCGACUACAGGGUGUCAAAAGCGUUCCACAGGGAUGCUGGCCCAUGUUGACUCCAAUGCUUCCCUCAGUUGUGUCAAGUUGGCUGGAUGUCCUUUGGGUGGUGGACCAUUCUUGAUACACAUGGGAAACUGUUCAGCGUGAAAAACCCAGCAGCAUGGCAGUUCUGGAAUCACUCAAAUCGGUGCGCUUGGCACCUACUACCAUACCCCGUUCAAAGACACUUCAAUAUUUUGUCUUGCCCAUUCACCCUCUGAAUGGCAUACGUACACAAUCCAUGUCUAAAUUGUCUCAAGGCUUAAAAAUCCUUCUUUAACCUGUCUCCUCCCCUCCAUCUACACUGAUUUUAAGUUGAUUUAAAAAAGUGCCGUCAAUAGGAAUGAUAGCUUUCACCUGGAUUCACCUGGUCAGUCUAUGUCAUGGAAAGAGCGGCUGUUCCUAAUGUUUUGUACACUGCACGUGCAUCCGUAAUAUGUAGGCCCAUUGACAAAUAUGGCUGCUGUUGCAAAGAAAAAGAACCAUGUUGUCAUGUGAUUUUAAUCUUGUUUGUCUGUCUCUGUCAUGCAGAAUAAUGAAUACUUGGAAGAGAAGCUCCUUCAGAAGGGUCCAUCGAUAGUAGACAGAUCCAAAAGGGUACGAGACAACAAAAUUAUAACCCUUGGCAUACACACACAGUGGAAUUCUACGACACACAGUCGGAGCUGUUCUACACGAUACAGUUCUAUAAUUAAAAAAAUCAGCGAUACAGCCUACUGAAUAGGCCCCAGUGCUUAUUCCAGGGUAGUGUAUAUAGUGACAUCAAACACAGGAAUCUACAUAGACACAUCAUGCUCUGACAUCACAUACAGAAACAAACACUACAGGGAAAAAAUAUAAAAUAUACUAGUUAAGGUUUACAAGGGAUUAGUAGUUCAUCAAUAAUAACUAAUUAACUAAUUUUGUAAGAUACAAGAUACAUACAUACAUUUUAGAUACACGUAUAAUCUAAAUAGUCUUUGUCUCAGUUUGUUUAAUCCUAACCAGACAGCAAGUCUCUGUCCAAUCUGCCCUGUACUUGUGUCAGGGAAAGGGUAGUGUAGGCCUACAUAGUAGAAGAAUAAGGAAGUAAUCUAUCUGCUGUAGCGUAGAGCACAUAUUUAUUAUUUCAGCAGCACUAGCUAACACAUAGGGGACCUGAGACAUGAGUGGUCAUGCAGACACUGAGCAUCACAUCACAAUGACUUCCUUCCUGCUAUGUACAGCCGUAGUCUAGGCCUACAGGAUGGCAGGGAAAUGUUGCAUUUUGUGUCUAUGGUUUUACGAUAUUAAAAGUUUGUACAUGAUUUCAGAGGGACUGGUCCAAGGUGUCUUUUUUACUCAAAACCACUCAAUGCCAUGCUAAAGAUCAAAUUGUGGUUUUAGGUGCGCCGUGUGCCUGGCUCCAGUGGUCGUCUUCACAAGACCGAAGACGGGGAGUGGGAGUGGAGUGAUGACGAACUGGAUAUGGAGAGUGAGGAGGGCAAGGCAGCCGUGGCAGCUCUACGGGUGAGACUAACCUAGUUACCCUUACCCUAGCAAUCAGGUUGAAAAUCUUUCAAAUACUUAGCUAUAGGGCCAGAUUCUCAGACAAAGAUUAAGCCUUGUCCUGGACUAAAAAGCAUUCCCAAUUGAGAUUUUCAUCGGAUGUGCUUUUUAGUCCAGGCCUAGGCUUAAUCUGUGUCCAGGAAACCAUCCAUUAUGGUUUUCUCUAGUCUGCCUGGAGUGGUUUAUUUUUAAACCAUAUCUGAACCCAGGUCUGCUAGCUGUAACCUUACUUUAGUCCUGUAGUGAUUCAAUGCCACCUAGGACUCCUCAAUCAAAUCAAUCAAUUAGUUGUUCAAUCAAACCUGUUACACUGUGGGGGAGGAAAAACCUUAAUUUCGUGUUCUUCUGACGUCUGUUAAUCUUUGUGUCAUAUCCCAUUCUAGUCUCCCAGAGUGAAAGAUGGAUCCAUCGAGGUAAGCCCUGGUGUUGAUAUAAAUCAGAAUACCUAAAAACCUUUUAUCUAUUAAUUGCAGAAACAAUAGGAUGCUGGCCAGCUUUAGUUUUGUAUGAAAUUGUAUUAGAAGAAUCAUUGCCAAAUACCUGAUCUAACUCUUUAAUCUGCUCUCCCCAAAAAUAAGUUUAUGGACAUGCAGAUAAUGUGGUAACACUUCACUUAAGGCAUACAGGAAUAAUGCAUUAUGGUGCAGUCAUAAUGCAUUAUAAGACUUGGCAUAAGUAUCUAUAGCCACGCUCACACUGCUCUUAGCCCAGGGCUGACAGCCUCCUGACCCCUGGCCUAAGAGAAUACAGAGACAUUUACAUUUUAGUCAUUUAGUAGACACUAUAGUUAGUGCCUUUAUCUUAAAGAGAUACUUCUCGAUUUCGGCAAUAAAGCCCUAUACCUAGCGUUAGCGCAAUUGCUUACUAGCGUUAGCUCAGUGACUGGAAGUCUAUGGGUAACUGCUAGCAUGCUAGUAGAUACCAUAUACUUCCAGCCAUUGUGCUAAAGCUAGUUAGCAUUGGCUCGCAAAACUACCUCUAACUCCCUUCAUACUGCAUGCAGAGACAAAUGGGAUCCAUGAGUUCAUCUGAUUCUGAGGAAGUAGAUAAAGGGCUUGAUUGCCAAAAUCUCAAAGUAUCCCUUUAAGGUAGCUUGGUAAGAUGACCACAGAAGGUUGACAACCACAACCACAUUUGCCUUAUAAGGUGGAUCAAUCUCUUUCUGAUACAGCAUGAGUUUAUCUCUGGUCCUCCUCAGAUCUUCCCUACAGAGGAUGGUUCUCCCAGUCGGCUCCGUCCUGGAGGGGCAGGGCAGGACAAGCCAGGCGAGGCCACCCUUACCCAGGGAGAAGCUGUAGCCCAGGACCCUGCCGUCACCAAAGUCCCCAUCAGCCUGGUGUUGAGGUUGAGGUACGCAUCUAGUGGGGGGUGACAGUUUUUCCGUUAGGAAAAUGUGGUGCCGGACAUUUAAGAAAUUUACCAGACCCCCAUAUGCAUUGGUUGCAUAACCUGAUUAGGGCGUCCACUCGCGAUUAGGGCGUCCACCCACCCAAAGCUGUGGAUUGUUUUAAAUCGCAUAGCCUACAGUCGGAAGGGCCCUCAAUUUGGGCAAAUCACGCGGCACAUAUCACAUAGAUGAUUGUUGAGUUGCGACAGUCAGUGAAAAGCAGAGAGACCCUGCCAAGCAUAUCGCAAUAUAAAAACAUACACAAUCGUGGAAAAACAGUUUGGAAAACAAAUGGCUAUUGCUGUAAAGAGAAGACAAUGAAAAGUCUCCAAUCUAUCUUUUAGUUAUCAAAAUUCUCUACUUAAUUGACACCAGCGGAGAACAUCGGCCAUAUCCUUGGUGAGUGGGCAUAUUCACUGUCUUUAUCAUUUGGUCAGUGCCACUUUUGUUUGUUUUUGGACAAUAAUUUCCUCCUCCAGGUAGGAUGGAUGUCAUAUUGUGUUUGGGUCUCCCCUUUUCGUAGGCCGAUUAUAUGGAUCUGACAAUGUCGUUUUUAUUGAUCUGUUUGUCAGUAUCAGCAGAGUAGGCCACCCUGUAAUUUGUCGUAUUAAAAAAUAUUCUGCUAAUGUCUCCAGUCAUAUAAAGUGUAGUAAAAUUGCAUGAAAUGUGUUUAUAAAAGGCCAACAUUUUCCUGUGCAAAGAAAGCUUAACAUUUCUUCUCCUAUCUGAUAUAGCCUAGGCCUACUCUAAGCCACUACGCACGCUGCAUUGAACAGUAUUUUUUGCGAACAGUGAUUGAGUUAUAUUAUUAGCCUAAAUUAUGACCAUCCAAUCUAAUCAUCACAUUAGGAAUAUUAGGCUAUUUUACAUAAAUCUGCAAAUGUGAGGAUGCAUGGAAUGCUUUAUUAUAAAGGUGAAUUUCUAUGGUGGAAAUUAGCUUCCCCAAAUUUGAAACCCACGUGCUGCCUAUGUUAGAAUAACUGCCCACAUUUACUUUUCCUCAGCCAACAAGACGAGGAACGAACCGCAAAAUCACUAGCCUAUACCAAUCUACUAUCCCCCAUAGUAGAAAACUUUACCUAUUCUAUUGGACAGCUUGUCGUUCUGUGCGAGAAAGAAGUAGCCUAUUCCAAACCGACGAUAGAUCCCAAAUACAUAUAACCAGUAGGCCUAGGCUACAUCCCCAAAACUUAAAAAGGCAAUGAGGCUCAUGCAACAGAUCAGAACGUUAAGCAUAAAAUGUUGAUAAACUAUUAUUUCUUCACAUUAUAAGCACAGCAAUGUGCACUAAUUCCCAUAAUGCAAUUAGUGGGAAAACGCCAUUGUGAGCGGUUUCAUGUGACGGAGAUGGAAAUAUCCGUUAGAAAUGUUGAAAGAGGGGAGAUCUAAAUAUGCAACAACUAGCAGGGGUUGCUAAUAUGACUAGGAUUGUGCCUUUGGCUACUGGACAAUGAAAGAAAGUUCAUUUGUAAACCAAUGGAACAUGAGAGAAAAAGGCUACUGGUUUCAAUGGCAUAUGGAAGUCUUUAUAAAAUAAAUGUCUUUAUAAAAUAAUUGGUUGGAUUUUGGCUAGGAUACUUUGAAGCAAGGUAAGACAUGCCUCAUAAUAUUUAGUAAAACGUUCAGGUUUCAAACAAUUAAGUAUAUGUUUUCAAAAUGCAUACUGCCUCCAGCUCAUUGCAAAGUGGUGUGUGAUGCGCUGAAGCCUGCCUAAUUGCCUAUGCACUUGAAUGGGAAGUGCGCUUCAAUUACCAAUUGAGAAGUAAAAAUAGUAGCUUUUUUUAAUCAUGGCCAUUGUUGUUUUUUGCACGCGAUUGCCUUUAGAAUUGUUGCGCAAUGAUUGGGCUUAUUAAAGUAUGUUUCACUACAGCAGCAACAAACAGCUGUUUGAGCUGUAUCAGCAGCUCUCGCGCUACAUCCACAAUGAAUAGGCUAAAAUACAUUAGGUUCCCUCCCCAGAUGUUUUAGAGGCAAUUUUUCUCAACCCCUGGUCUGUUGACCGGUUCUGGUCCCUGGGAUGUUACUGACCGGUCCCUCAGAUGGUUCGCUGACAUUGAUUUAGUCCAUUCUCCAGUGCUAGUUUUAAUCAAAGUGGUCCUCCUAAGAGAAAGGAUCAUAACUUGAUGGCCUAUACAAAAAAGAUUCAGAAACACUGACCGACUGAAGCGCACCGGCAGCGCACGAGUGACAUUCUGAGUAAUAUUCCUUUUAGUUAUAGCUUAUUUCAAUAAAUAUGUUGUAUACAUUUUUUACAUUUUUAGUCAUUUAGCAGACACUCUUAUCCAGAGCGACUUACAGUUAGUGAGUGCAUACAUUUUUCAUACUGGCCCCCCGUGGGAAUCGAACCCACAUUCCUGGCGUUGCAAGCGCCUUGCUCUACCAACUGAGCUACAGGAGGGCCCUUUAUACAGAACGCCAAAGCAACACAAUGUCCAGUCAGAAAAUAUUCUCGCUCUCUCACUCACUCACUAAUACAAUUGCUCAGAGAAUAAAAAAAAUGAAAAAAGAUAGGGGUCAAAAUUGACACCUUUGUUUUCAUUACUGUUGCCCCCAGUCCUUGCGAGGAUAACGACGCUGAACGACACUGAGCCUUUUUCUAAAAUGUCUUAUGAGAUUGGAGAACACAUUGGGAGGGAUCAAAGACCUUUCCUCCAUACAGAAUCUUUCCAGAUCAUUGAUAUCCUUUAUCUCCCUGCAUGAACUGCCCUCUUCAAUUAAAACCACAGGUUUUCAAUGGGGUUCAAGUCUGGAGACUGAGAUGGCCAUUGCAAAAUGUUGAUUCUGUGGUCAAUUAAUCAUUUCUUUGUGGAUUUUCAUGUGUGCUUGGGGUUAUUGUCUUGCUGGAAGAUCCACUUGCGGCUAAGUUUCAGCCUCCUGGGAGAGACAACCAGGUUUUUGGCUAAAAUGUCCUGGUACUGGGUAAAGUUCAUGAUGCCGUUGACCUUAACAAGAGCCCCAGGACCAGUGGAAGCCAAUUAGCCCCAUAACAUUCUCCGUCAUAUUCUCAAUCACAGCUUUAUGAGAAGUUGAACAAACAAUAUUAAGAGGACGAUGAGGCAAAUGAAGCAAUUAUUAUCCAGUUCUGAAUACUGCAGACUUUGCUUCUAUCCAUCCAAUGAUUUAUAACCUAACUCACUACGGCAAGACUGCCCAUUCCUCAUCAGUUGACUGUCACUUUGCUCCGUCAUGUGAAGCCUGUUCCAUGCCUGAAGCUCCACCACCAGAAAGGAAUAUUAGAAAAUAUUUGCCUGCACUUAGUCUCUGUCCAGGCUUUCAACAUUAUCUUUUGUCGUGAUUUGUCCAGUUGUAACAUCCGAUUUCGCGCUAUAGCCCAACAGUGUUUAAAAAAAAAUAUAUAUAUAUAUAACAAAAAAAGUGUUGGCCAAUAGGGGCUGAUACCUUUGUAAAUCACAAUGUUUUAUCAGUAGAUAAUCACGAUUGGACAAUGGUUGACACCGCAUAACCCUAAUGUCCAGACCUCCUCCUAACCAGUUCUAACUCUCCUCUUCCCAGGAACUUGAAGAAAGAACUGAACGACAUCCGGUUUGAGUUCAUGCCUGGUAGAGGUAAGUGUCUGUCUGUUUGUGUGUGUGUUAGCUAUUUCCUGCUAUAUCCCUCAUCACACUCACCAACACAUUGCUGCUCUGUUAUGUUAAACUGGAGCCAACAGAGGGAGCUAACUGGCUGACUUUUGGCUGGUCUUGCACGCUUGUUUGCUUGUUAACACAUACAGUGCCUUCAGAAAGUAUUCACACCCCUUGACUUGGAUGCGUCUCAAUCUACCGCAUCCGCCGAUGUCGCACUUCCGCAUCUGUGGUGAAAGGUGGCAGAGCUAGAGCGGUGUUUGUCAGACCAUGAGACAUCCCGAUAAUCGGUCUUCUCACAAAAAACGUCUGUAGCGUCCGAAAGGUUUCACAAUUGGCCUCAGGGUGAAAUCCCAGAGCGGUUUCCUUCCUCUCUGGCAUCAGAGUUAGGAAUGGUGCCUGUAUCUUUGUAGUGACUGGGUGUAUUAAUACACCACCCAAAGUGUUAUUAAUAACUGCACCAUGCUCAAAGGGAUAUUCAAUGUCUGCUUAUUUUUUUACCCAUCUACCAAUAGGGUGCCCUUCUUUGCGAGACAUUGGAAAACCUCCCUGGUCUUUGUGGUUGAAUCUGUGUUUGAAAUUCACUGCUCCACUGAGGGACCUUACAUAUAAUUGUACAGUGGGGGAAAAUAUUAUUUAGUCAGCCACCAAUUGUGCAAGUUCUCCCACUUAAAAAGAUGAGAGAGGCCUGUAAUUUUCAUCAUAGGUACACGUCAACUAUGACAGACAAAAUGAGAGAAAAAAAUCCAGAAAAUCACAUUGUAGGAUUUUUAAUGAAUUUAUUUGCAAAUUAUGGUGGAAAAUAAGUAUUUGGUCAAUAACAAAAGUUUCUCAAUACUUUGUUAUAUACCCUUUGUUGGCAAUGACACAGGUCAAACGUUUUCUGUAAGUCUUCACAAGGUUUUCACACACUGUUGCUGGUAUUUUGGCCCUUUCCUCCAUGCAGAUCUCCUCUAGAGCAGUGAUGUUUUGGGGCUGUCGCUGGGCAACACGGACUUUCAACUCCCUCCAAAGAUGUUCUUUGGGGUUGAGAUCUGGAGACUGGCUAGGCCACUCCAGGACCUUGAAAUGCUUCUUACGAAGCCACUCCUUCGUUGCCCGGGCGGUGUGUUUGGGAUCAUUGUCAUGCUGAAAGACCCAGCCACGUUUCAUCUUCAAUGCCCUUGCUGAUGGAAGGAGGUUUUCACUCAAAAUCUCACGAUACAUGGCCCCAUUCAUUCUUUCCUUUACACGGAUCAGUCGUCCUGGUCCCUUUGCAGAAAAACAGCCCCAAAGCAUGAUGUUUCCACCCCCAUGCUUCACAGUAGGUAUGGUGUUCUUUGGAUGCAACUCAGCAUUCUUUGUCCUCCAAACACGACGAGUUGAGUUUUUACCAAAAAGUUAUAUUUUGGUUUCAUCUGACCAUAUGACAUUCUCCCAAUCCUCUUCUGGAUCAUCCAAAUGCACUCUAGCAAACUUCAGACGGGCCUGGACAUGUACUGGCUUAAGCAGGGGGACACGUCUGGCACUGCAGGAUUUGAGUCCCUGGCGGCGUAGUGUGUUACUGAUGGUAGGCUUUGUUACUUUGGUCCCAGGUCUCUGCAGGUCAUUCACUAGGUCCCCCCGUGUGGUUCUGGGAUUUUUGCUCACCGUUCUUGUGAUCAUUUUGACCCCACGGGGUGAGAUCUUGCGUGGAGCCCCAGAUCGAGGGAGAUUAUCAGUGGUUUUGUAUGUCUUCCAUUUCCUAAUAAUUGCUCCCACAGUUGAUUUCUUCAAACCAAGCUGCUUACCUAUUGCAGAUUCAGUCUUCCCAGCCUGGUGCAGGUCUACAAUUUUGUUUCUGGUGUCCUUUGACAGCUCUUUGGUCUUGGCCAUAGUGGAGUUUGGAGUGUGACUGUUUGAGGUUGUGGACAGGUGUCUUUUAUACUGAUAACAAGUUCAAACAGGUGCCAUUAAUACAGGUAACGAGUGGAGGACAGAGGAGCCUCUUAAAGAAGAAGUUACAGGUCUGUGAGAGCCAGAAAUCUUGCUUGUUUGUAGGUGACCAAAUACUUAUUUUCCACCAUAAUUUGCAAAUAAAUUCAUUAAAAAUCCUACAAUGUGAUUUUCUGGAUUAUUUUUUCUCAAUUUGUCUGUCAUAGUUGAUGUGUACCUAUGAUGAAAAUUACAGGCCUCUCAUCUUUUUAAGUGGGAGAACUUGCACAAUUGGUGGCUGUAUGUGUGGGGGUACAGAGAUUAUGUAGUCAUUUAAAAAUCAUGUUAAACACUAUUAUUGCUACUUAUUAUGUGACUUGUUAAGCACAUUUUUACUCCUGUUCGGGCAAAAUGGUUUUGUUACAGUCUAAUACUAUGUAAAGUACUAAAUAUACUAUAUCACUGGUAAUUUUCCACAGCUGUCCAGUACCUUCUUCACACACCGCAACAAAGGAGUGAUUUGUUACUGGCUCUUUAUCUUUAGGGCACCCAAUGCCCAUCCAGGCUGAAUUCUUGUUCUAUCUGUUUCGGCUCUAAAGAUCUUAUCACAUGUAAGCUUGCCUCCCUCUUGUAGGGGUAAGCAGUUAUUUGUGUAGGUGAAGUAUAUAAAUGACUGUGAUUCUGUAGAUUUUUUUUGUUUGUCCGCCCCAGUAUAUCCUGAGUGAACUUCCCUGCAAUUGCUUGAAUUAACUCUUAUUUACUGGAUAAUGAGCUCUGCCUGAUCCUUGGAACGAGUUUUCCUCAACACUCCUGAACUUAUUUAGGCUUGCCAUAACAAAAGGGUUGACUACUUAUUGACUCAAAUUAUUUCAGCUAUAAACAUUUUUAUAAACAUUUAUAAAAAUUAUAAUUCCACUUUGACAUUAUGGCGUAUUGUGUGUAGAUCAGUGACACAAUCUCAAUUUAAUCAAUUUUUUUAUUCAGGCUGUAGCACUACAAAAUGUGGAAAAAGUCAAGAGGUGUGAAUACUUUCUGAAGUCACUGUAACUAACAUCUACCGUAUUUUCCGCACUAUAAGGCGCACCGGAUUAUAAGGCGCACCUUCAAUGAAUGGCCUAUUUUAGAACUGUUUUCAUAUAUAGGGCGCACCGCAUUAUAAGGUGCAUAGAAUAGAAGAUACUGUAGUCAAACGGUUGACUGGGGUUGCGUUAUGCAUCCACUAGAUGGAGCUGUGCUAAAGGGAAUGUCAACAAAACAGUCAGAUAAAGUCAAACUUUAUUAAGCGUUCUGACAACUCCGUUCACUCCCAUGGUAACGUUGUUCAAACGUUAAUGUGCAUAUUAACAAUAUCUCCCAGCCUUGCUCACUCUUCUCCCAAACGUGGAGGGGAACUUUUCCCUGAUUCAGUAAACACGUAGUAAAAGAAACAGUCUGAUACCACUAAAUCAAACGUUAGUGCAUAACUCAACAUUGUUCAGUUACGUAUAACACGUAAAGCUCACUUUUUCAGUUCAUUCCCCGUCCACGAAUCCCUCGAAUUCUUCUUCUUCAGUGUCCGACUUGAACGGAAACUCUGUUUAGUCUUCUUUACUUGGCGCAGGUCAUCUUCUUGCUUCCUCCACUUCCGUACCAUUGAUUCAUUAAUGUUGAAUUCUCUCGCUGCUGCUCUAUUCCCAUAUUCUACUGCGUGAACGACAGCCUUGAGCUUGAACUCUGCGUCGUAAGCAUGUCUCUUGAAAGGUGCCAUUUUGGGGUCUUUAUACACACACAAGUGGUGUGGGACUGUGAGUAAGCACAGUACCGGUGUUUACUGACUACGGUAGCCGUAAUGCUGCAAGCGGUGCGGCUUUGUAGUUUACCAGUCGUACUGAAACAUUUCAUUAUUAUUAAAUUGUUUUUAUUGGUUUUUCAUACUGAAACAUUUUGACAGAGCGCCUUGAGCGCCGUGUACAACCAGUAUGGAUCAAACAAUUAACCAAUUGAUCCAUAUAUAAGGCGCUCCGGAUUAUAAGGCGUACUGUCGUUUUUUGAGAAAAUUAAAGGCUUAUAGUGCGGAAAAUACGGUAAUCAAAAGAGGACCAUCGCACUCACCCAAAAGUUUGGUGGUUGUAUAAAACCUGUGAAUCCAGAUGAGCAAAAAAGUGUGAUGGGAUCCGCACUCAAAAAUAUGUUGCAUAAAGCUUACUUUAUAUGUAAAAAAUAUAUACCUUUAUUUUCACUGCUUCAGAACAGAUGUUUCAACUUAACAGCCUUCUUCAUGUAGGUUCAAAUCUUUUCAGAUCAGAAACAGCAUUUAUAGGGAACAAAAGUGAUCAACAGGUGAGAAGCAGGUGUUUCUAAUCAGGGUUGCCAGUCAUCUGCCAAUCAGGGAUGUGGCUUUUCUGGUCUACCUGUAUACUGGUUACAAUCACAAAGAAAUACAGAAUAUGGACCCCAUCACACUUUUUUUUUCUUCACAUAACUAACCACUCCUGACUCUCUGGAUCUCCCCCAUCUAUCUCUUUCUCUCUCGCUCUCUCUCUCGCUUCCUCUCUCUCUCUCGCUUCCUCUCCCCCCCCCCCCCCCCCCCCCCCCCCGGCCGUCCUCAGAUUCAGCAGAUGGAGUGUCUCAGGAGUUGGUAUCUGCAGGUCUAGUCGAUGGGAAAGACGUAGUGGUUGGUGAGUAUGAAACCAAAGCUAAGAGAGAUCUAGGAUAACAUAUCCCAGUCCCUGACUGUGAUAACUUCACCAAAGCCACUAGAGGUCAGUAAAGUCACAGGUCAGGCUGAAAUGAAUGAUUGCGACAACAUUUUGGGUAUGUGGAAAUAUAAUAAUUAGUAGUAUGUGACCAUUAGAAAAUUUAGUAUGCUUUAAAUGCCAGGAUGUCAUACUCAUUUUGGCUUUUCAUCUAGUCGAUUUAUCUGCACACUAUUAAGGAAGAGAAUCAUAUUUUCAGACCCACGUGUGUUUGACAACAGCUGAUAAUCAAAGAAGGGGACAGGCUGUAGAAAAAUGAACGAAUGGCUGGAAACAACGCAAUUGCGCAUUAGAUGACACAUUCUCAGUAUGGGUGAGCCUAGUAUGUUGAUAUUUGUUGCUUACUGCAUACAUUUUACUAAACAGUACGUUCUAAAUAGUAUGUAGAACGAUUAGUACACAGUAUGUCGUUUUAGUAAGUAGUAGGCAAGACACAUUUUAGACACGGUCAUUGACUCGAGAGAUGGCGAAAGUUAUGCUGGUUUUAGAGAGGUUCAGAUUCUUGAUUCCACCUCUGUAUUCUUUCCAGUUGCUGCAAACCUGCAGAAGAUUGUUGAUGAUGCUUUCAACAAUAAAAAUAUCACUUUCAAACUGGUAAGUUCAAUAUUUUGUUUCAAACAAAAGCUUCCAUUUUUGGCCUGUUGAAAUAGCCCUGCUCAAAGAGAGAUGCACUGAACAUUUAUUUUUCUAUCUUUCUCAGGCAUCUGGCAUAGACGAGUCGGAGAUCCCUGACGAUGUCAAACUGAUGGGUUUCGCUCAGCUCAGCAUCAGUUAACUCAAUAUUCCGUCAACAAAGGAGAACAAACAGUAUUGCACAGCAGCAUAGUUCUAAAUUCCAAGACACCACUCUUGCCAAAGAAGAGCGCUACAGUGCAUUUGUCAACCUGUAGGGUUCUUUUCUUUACUGAAACCUGCAGUGUUAGUUAAAAUAGAUGGGCUCUGAGAAUGGGACCAUUGUAACAAAAAGACAACAGUUAGAACAGGAAAUCACUUAAAAGAGUUUACAGCAGUGUAUCUGGGAGGGAGGACGGCAACGCAAUCGACUUAAAAAUAAACAACAAAUGUUUCUUACUUAGUUUUCUACAUUUAGCUCUACAAUCCAAAACAUAUUCUAAUAUAACUCCUGUCAGUUCUGGAAGUGAUAACUUAUAGUGCCUUCGGAAAAUAUUCAGACCCCUUGACUUUUUCCACAUUUUGUUACGUUACAGCCUUAUUCUAAAAUGGAUUAAAUAAAUACAAAUCCUCAUCAAUCUACACACAAUACCCCAUAAUGUCAACGUGAAAACA